Molecule: messenger RNA, 4045 nt
Organism: Asterias rubens (European starfish)
Lineage: Eukaryota; Metazoa; Echinodermata; Asteroidea; Forcipulatida; Asteriidae
Product: protein phosphatase 1 regulatory subunit 37-like
Exons: 12
Coding region: 195-2516 (773 amino acids)
Molecular function (GO): protein binding
Source: RefSeq, a predicted model, not a curated record
AUGGCGUUCACCACGUAAGGGGAAUUUUGUGAAUCAGUUUCUCGAGUUUAUUAAUCCAUUCAUGUUCAGAUUACAUGACUCAGGCCAGGAUGUAAUUCUAUUGAGAUUAUCACGCAGCUAGCAUUCGGACAGUGAUUUCAAAUUGACUGCUUAGGAAUGCGUUUUGGGAGUCUAAAAACGAGGCGAAAGAAAUAAUGGAAAACCAGCCGAGCGUAAUGCCUGGGCCGAUCAUCAAGCCGACGGCGGCGAGUGAGGACGGCAAGUCACCCAACGUGUCGCCCUCCAAGAAAAAUAAACUUCCCGGACGACAUGUGAUGUUUGCUGAAGACGAAACUAUUGUUUCAAAAAAACUCGACCCUCCAAACCCAUGGAGACAUGCCAAAGAUAUCAGUUCCGAGGAACUUCAGGCAGCGUAUCAGGCGGCAUGCUAUACAAUGAAGCUCAAACCAAAUACCAAGAUAGUUCAACAACUACAGAAUAUAAAAGAUUUCUCCAAAAGAACAGAAUGCUUCAGUCUCAAAGGUGACAAAGUGGAUAUUCGAGUUGUAGAAACCCUGGAGGAAGUGUUCAAGCGAGUCCAGUUCAACACCGUGGACAUGGAGGCAGCGAGCUUAGACGAUGAGGCUGCUGCUGCACUAUUUGACAUGAUGGAAUUCUAUGAAUCGGCCAUCAGGUUGGUGAUUGCAUCCAACAGGUCCAUCGGUGCCAGGGGCUGGCAAGCUGCAUCCCGGCUACUCAAAAGGGUCUCGUCAUUAGAAUGUCUCGAUAUACGCAACACCAAUUGGACCGAGUACAGCAUGCCCAUGCUAGCGAGGGCGCUACGUGCCGACAUCACGUUAUCGGCACUACACAUGGAAGGGUGCAAUAUUUCAGGGCGACCUCUUUUCUUGCUAUUAAUGGCAUUGAAACAGAAUACCUCUAUACGAGACCUCUAUCUUGCUGAGAACAGACUGGUGCCCUCAGAUGCAAUACACCUUGGCAGUAUGCUCAAACACAACAGAGGUGUCAAGCUGCUAGACCUUAGAAAUAACCACAUACAGGAUGCUGGAUUGUCCCAUUUAUGCGACGGUUUACUUGAUCAAAUGGAAGGGCAGUUAAUGACGCUGGUACUGUGGAAUAAUCAACUCACCCAGAAUGGAAUGACACAUCUUGCUAGAGCUUUGCCUAUCCUAAACAAUCUGGAGACAUUAAAUCUGGGUCAAAAUAAUCUUGGCAAUGAUGGAGUGCACAUCCUCAAAGAUGCCCUGAUGAAGAACCGCUCGCUGCUCAGACUGGGGCUGUAUGCAUGUAGAUUUGGAGAUCAAGGCACAGUCGCACUGGCAGAAUUCGUCGCAGACAACUGGCAGUUAGUCAGGCUAGAUCUGCGGGAGAAUGAAGUGCGAACCGGCGGUCUGAUGGCGCUGUCCUACGCCAUGAAGGUCAAUAAAGUACUGCUACGUCUUGACCUGGAUAGAGAGGUCAAACGAGAACAGAUGCGAGGGUAUGAGGAUCUUCAGAAAAGCCUCCACAGUGAACUCAGCGGACAUAUUCAACGGAACCGAGAACUCAAUCGCUUAGGUGAGCCGCUGAAACCUCGGCCGACCAACUCCUCGCCGCAAGAGGGCGACGAGUCGUCGAACACUCAGCAAACCAAUGGGACAAUGAAAGGUGACGCUGACAUCAUUCAAGAGUCUGAGGUACCAGAUAACGGACCUCAGAGUCCGACAACGAGAUUGAACCCUAGAACUCUCAAUGUGAAAUAUGUCGCUGAUCCGUCGUCCCUGCCUGUGGAGACGGAGGCGACUACCGCAAACAAUGACCCUCUGAACUUGGUGAGUUUCGAUGGGGAUGUCUCGGUGAGAACCACCUCCCAAAUGUCUUCCAGGAAUGAUACUGAUAGCAGCACAAAGACGGAGGCUAUGCAACACCCUCCUCAUCCUUUAAGCAACGAUAACUUCUUGAGGAGAGACUACAAGGAUGACCUUGACUCCCCGUCUGACCUGCCUGUAGCUAACAGCAUUCAUCUUCUGACUCAUCCCUUGCACGCUGCAAUGGCGCCCGCCUCUCCUCUCAUCCUCUCUCAUGCCACCAUGGUCAUGGGACACGGACCUUUUGCCGAUUUCCCAAGUAACACACCAUUAACCAAUGUAGACUCGGACUUGAACUCUGCUGCAGAGCAGUCUCUUGACAUCCCAAGUGUAAAUAACGAACCCCUGGCAGAAUCGUCGAGUCUCGAUGUUGACUCGACCGCAACGAAAUCUGACUUCAGUCCACCAACAAUAUCCACCAAUGAGAAGGCAAGUUUUCUCACAGAUCCACUCAAUGUGCUUGGGAGUGGUGACAGUCAGACUGCCGGCUUAUUCAAUGGCUCUGUAGAGCCAGGGCACCAGACAAACACAGAGAGUGAAGUGUUGUCCGAACCUGUUAGUGAAAAAGAUGCAACGUCGUCUUCAUCAGUAGAUGAUUAUGAGAAGGAGUUGGAUCAGAUAAUGGCCAAUGUCAGGACCUCCAUGCGACCAGACGUGACAUCGUCAUAACUCACACUGGCUACCCUGAUCACUCAACCCCCAACUAAAAAAACAAGAAAAAGAGGAAAACUCAAAGAGGAAAAUGCAGCAAGAAACGUCACACGUGUAUGAAUCAAGCUUGAUGAGUUUGAGAGUUUUGUACUUGCACACUGACUGGGAAGGGUUUUUGGUCAGUCAGGAUUACCUGCUUAGAUGUCGACCACUUGUAGACACAUCACAUGAACCCUGUGUACCAUUUUAAUUUUGAUUGUCAUUCUUUUUAUUUUAUUUUUUUGCGGGGAGGGAGUGGAGAAGAGCAUGGUUGGGGCUCAAAUUAUGCAAAUUAUGUUUUCGAAUUGGAGAGUGGGGUUGGGCCUCAACCUUUUAGUACACUAAUUGAGUGUGUAUGUACUUGAGUGGCUUGAACUGUGUCUGCAUUGCAUGUAAUGCAUGCAGAAGGACACUGAAGUAACUCCCCACCCCCUCCCCCACACCCCCAAUGGUGCAGUGGUAGAUGAUGACGUCAAAUGCUGAGAGUCUGUUGGCUUGAAAAACAAGGGUUGGAUAGUAGCAACUAUGUUGAUGUAAUGUUGUUAUUUAGCAACUCAUGAUAGCGUUGGCUUGUGUCCAUGUGGGUUGAAGUGAAUGAAUAAUGCCAAGUGAACAACAACUCACAAACACUCUUGCGUCAUCUUGUCAUUACUUUACAGUUUUGAGUCUGGAAAGUUUAAUUGAACUCUUAAUUUAUUCCAACCUCGUCACUCCUACCUCACUUUCCUCUCACCUUGGGCCAAUUUCAUAGAGCUGUUUAAGCAGAAAAAAAAUGUCCUAACAAUUUUCUGCUAAGCAGAAACAUCCAGGCUACCGGUCACAAAUGUUACAUGUGACAUAGUAGUUUGACUGGUAACCUUAUUCUGGUAAGCAAAAUGUUAUUGUGCUAAGCUAUAUGAAAAUUGGUCCUGUUCUCCUGUAUAUCUUGGGUUUUGAUCAACUGCGAUGGGUUAUCAUAUUAAUUGGUGGUGGUGUUAGUAUAGGGGUAUCUUUCCUCGUCUAACACCUCUAGGACCAUGGUUGAAUCACACUGAGGCACUUGUGGAUUGGGUUUUCAGCUCCUACCUGAUCAUCUGGGUUUUCCCCUGGACUAAUUCGUUGGGGUUUUCCUCCCACAUCUAAAACUGACACUUCCUUCCCCGUCUGCUCCAUUUGGUUUAUGGCCAGUACAGUUAGUUAGUUUACUUUUCAGAGAGUCCUUGACUUCACAAUCAGAAUAAAUGAAAUGAAGUUGUUUGAGAAGCUUUCUCCAGAAGACGAUCAGAGCAUACUGGAUCGAAACGUCAAUUUGAAACCUACUUCAACCUACUUUUCAGAACCACCCCAACUCAUUCAGUAGAUAGUCAGUGCAUGGUGUUACUGCAAGCCUUUCAAUAUCGUAUUUCCACCAUGCAAAGUUUCAAAUCCUACUUGUUUUAGAAUGUAAUACAAAGCGAUGUUGACAUUGAAAUAAAAAUGUCAAAAAUUAAUCUUUAAAAAAAAUUAAUAAUUAAAUAAAUAAUAUGUAC